AUGACUAUAUUAAAGAAAUUGAAUUUCAUCACUAGCAACAAGAACAAACUGGCCGAGGUUAGAGCGAUUCUAGGCAAUGCAAUCGAGGUCGAUAACCAGGGGCUUGACGUUCCAGAGAUACAAGGUACUAUUGAAGAAAUUGCCAGAGAAAAGUGCAGGCGUGCAGCGGAAGUGAUCAAAGGCCCUGUUCUCACGGAGGACACGGCACUUGAGUUCCAUGCCUUGAAAGGGCUCCCUGGCCCAUACAUCAAGUCAUUCCUUGAUGUUCUGGGCCACGAGGGGUUGAAUAAAAUGCUCGAUUCGUUCGAGGAUAAAUCGGCAGAUGCGAUAUGUACGUUCGCUUUCUGUCACGGCCCCGGAUCAGAGCCAAUUCUAUUUCAGGGGAGAACAAAGGGUAUAAUUGUCAGACCAAGAGGUCCAUCAAACUUUGGUACGCAGAAUAUCUCCCUGCUACGUCCGGAAUCUCCAGCUUAUGUGGCUUCUUUAGGUUGGGAUCCGAUUUUCGAAUAUGAAGGGAAAACAUAUGCUGAAAUGGACAAGGAGGAGAAGAACCAAAUAUCCCACAGGUAUAAAGCUUUGGAGAAACUACAGUGUUGGUUGGUCCAGGAAAAUUCCUGA
This is a messenger RNA of Aspergillus bombycis, 618 nucleotides long. RefSeq names its product non-canonical purine NTP pyrophosphatase. The transcript is spliced from 5 exons. Gene Ontology annotation, biological process: nucleoside triphosphate catabolic process. NCBI's taxonomy places the organism in Eukaryota, Fungi, Ascomycota, Eurotiomycetes, Eurotiales, Aspergillaceae. The record is from RefSeq and is a predicted model, not a curated record. Bases 1 to 618 code for a protein of 205 amino acids. Gene Ontology annotation, molecular function: nucleoside triphosphate diphosphatase activity. Gene Ontology annotation, cellular component: cytoplasm.